Messenger RNA from Aspergillus puulaauensis, 2028 nucleotides. RefSeq names its product putative GARP complex subunit (Sac2). Lineage: Eukaryota; Fungi; Ascomycota; Eurotiomycetes; Eurotiales; Aspergillaceae. The transcript has 5 exons. The coding region runs from base 1 to 2028 and encodes 675 amino acids. Gene Ontology annotation, molecular function: syntaxin binding. Gene Ontology annotation, cellular component: GARP complex. Gene Ontology annotation, biological process: endocytic recycling; Golgi to vacuole transport; retrograde transport, endosome to Golgi. The record is from RefSeq and is a predicted model, not a curated record.
AUGUGGCUCGACCGCAUCGCUGGUCACUCGACACCGGAUCGCGGUCUCUCUCCGAUACCCCAGAGAUCAUCCUCAGCCUCUCACCUCUCGCCAAAUCGUCCGAAUAGUCGCCCUGGAAUCAGUCGACCAGGGUCGUCGCUGUCCGCCCUGGUUACUCCUUCUCCAAGCGCCUCGACCACCUCUUUGCCAACAGUCGCACGUGUCCCCGAAGAGUCGACCCUAAAGCAGAAUGCAAUUACAAGCCCACGGCCAUCAGAUGUCGCCGAUCCACUCGAUGUGUUGAAUGGAAUUAUCAAGAAGUACAAUGUAGGGUCUCAGUCCGAGAGCCCCGUGCCGGAAUCGAGCCCAGUGAAGCCAGCACUCUUGGUGGAAGAUAUUGACUUCGAAGGGUUGAGCUUGGAGGACUUUAUACAGAAACCUGAGACAAAAAGAGCGGUAAACGGUGGAAUCGGUCCACAGACAAUUCAACAGUUCGAAAAAGAGAGGGACAAGUACCAGGAGUUGCACUCCGCUAUUUCCGGCUGCGACGAUGUAUCUAAAUCGGUGGAAAUAUACUUGAAUGACUUUCAGAAUGAACUAGGUGUGGUUUCGGCGGAGAUUGAGACACUACAGACGCGAUCCGUUCAGUUGAACGCCAUGCUGGGAAACAGAAGAAAUGUCGAGCGAUUACUUGGCCCCGCGGUGGAGGAGAUCAGUAUCUCCCCAGCCGCUGUACGGAUGAUUGCUGAGGGCCCUAUUGAUGAAAACUGGGUCAAAGCUCUGAACGAAUUUGAGACCAGGACCGCCAGUAUAGACGCCAAGAUCGCCAGCUCUAGUUCUACCAAAGCAAUUGACGACGUACGACCUCUUUUGGAGGAUGUGAAGAAGAAGGCUGUGGAGAGAAUUCGAGAUUAUUUGGUCUCCCAAGUCCGCGCGCUGCGGUCUCCGAACAUCAAUGCUCAAAUCAUCCAGCAACAGCGCUUGGUCAAAUUUAAAGAUUUAUACGGUUACGUGUCACGGGCUCAUCCCACCCUGGCGGCGGAAAUUACCCAGGCGUACAUUAAUACUAUGCGCUGGUAUUAUCUCUCGCACUUCACCCGCUAUCUUCAGGCAUUAUCGAAGAUCAAACUCUACCCCAGUGACAGGAACGAAGUUUUAGGAGGGGAACCCCAUGCCCAAAAAGCCGGUAACAUGGUUCCCGGUAGCCGAGGUGGCGCCGCCGCGCACGAUCCCUUCUCGCUGGGAAGAAGGGUUGAUAUCUUGCGGACCGGUAACCAGAUGGCCAUCUCUUCAUACCUUGCGGAGGAGGACUCCUCUUACCACGGCAUCGAAGUCCCCUUCCGCAACUUCAAUCUCGCAUUGCUGGACAAUGUUUCAGCGGAAUAUUCCUUCAUGACUGAGAUGUUUUCGACCUUGUCUUUCCAACAGAUAUCUCGAAAGGCAUUGGAGGUAUUUAGUUCAGUCUUUUCCCUGGGCCAGGGAUUUGCUAAGCAGCUAAUCGAGAACUCUACGGAUUCACUCGGCGUACUAAUGUGCGUACGAUUGAAUCAACAAGAAGCAUUCGAGCUCCAACGGCGGAAAGUGCCUGUGGCAGAUUCGUAUAUCAACGGAAUCAAUAUGCAAUUGUGGCCUCGAUUCCAAGUAAUCAUGGACACCAAUUGCGAGUCGCUGAAACGGAUUGGCGGGAACACUGGUCGCAGUGCAGUGUCUGCUUUGUCUCUUGCGGGCGGCGACGACCUUAAUCAGUCAUCUGCACCACAUUUCCUCACGCAGCGCUUUGGACAGCUGCUGCACGGUAUCCUCGUGCUCAGCAGCGAAGCAGGCGACGACGAGCCCGUAGCGAAUAGUCUCUCUCGGUUGACCACUGAGUUUGACGGACUCUUAACUAAACUCAGCCGCAUUGGCGGAGACGCGAAGCGACGGGAGCGGUUCCUCUACAACAAUUAUUCAUUGAUCCUGACGAUUAUUAGCGACACCCAAGGCAAGCUAGCAACCGAACAGAAGCAGCACUUUGAUGAAAUGCUGAAGACCGUGGGCCGGCGCAGCUAG